Molecule: messenger RNA, 4536 nt
Organism: Epinephelus lanceolatus (giant grouper)
Lineage: Eukaryota; Metazoa; Chordata; Actinopteri; Perciformes; Serranidae
Gene: tmcc1b
Product: transmembrane and coiled-coil domain family 1b
Cellular component (GO): endomembrane system
Source: RefSeq, a predicted model, not a curated record
GUUCCAGGUGAGAAGUAAACAAUGGUCAUGCAACAGUAUGCUCUUUACACAGAAGUAAGAAAUUCCAGUCUUGAUACAAGCGAGGCACUGGGAGGUUUGUGAUGUAGGUUACAUAGGCAGUUGCCCAGAGUGCCAGUGUGUGGGGGCGCAUGGCAGAGAAAUAAAUAAAUAAAUAAAUCACUUGGCUCUCUUCUCACACUCCUUCUGCGAGUCAUAACUUAGAUCUGAACACACAGACAUGACACACACUCCUGGAAUCAGUUGGACUUGCACUUUAUAUCUCUAAUGGUCUGUCACUUAUAAACACUUCUUAGAAAUCAUAGAAAACAGCUGCGUCUUAUAACUUCAACGUAUUCAUCAUGUUUAGAUAUUUUCUUCAGUAUCAGAAGUGAUCCAGUAAUUGUUGUCUGUUCACAGACUCAGGAACUGCUAAUAAUUAAUGCAGUAUCGCUUUCCAAGAUGCUAAUUUUCGAAACUGUAAACAAAUAUAGGCAAAAAUAAGCACACAACAUGUUGCCAGCAAUUAACACACAGGCUCCAUGGCAACAUAUUUCCUGCUUGCACCCCCAAAGCAUGAUGACAACUGUAUUUCUAAAACUCAGAACCUGUUUGUCCCAAUAAAAGAAAUAAAAAUAUAAAUGAUAGCAUUGACAGAAUCCCUGAUUUUUAUCGUUUCUUUUUUGCUUUUAAAACAUGCAUGCAUUAUUCAGUGUUCCACCAAUAUUAUUAUAUCCCUGUUCAUAUACAGAUAAUUAAAAAAAAAAAAAAAAUUAAAUUCAUAUGUUGCGUAUUACAACUCGCAUAACAAAACCUGGCAUUAUUUUACUGAAUUCAGUCCUAAAAUGUUUUAUUCAUAGAAAAGUUGGCUUCAGGACACAAAACCUUCAGAUGCAAAUCGUAACACAAAGAGACACUGUGCACUCAUGAGGAAACACAUGCAUUGUAUUUGUUUGCAACCCAGCUGUAAAAAUAAAAGAUAAAACUGAGUCAUGCACUAAUAUCUGUGCAACAAUGUCAAAACUAAGUGGAUUGUGCAAAACGUGUUAAAAGGCUGUUAAUGGUUUAGAUGUGCCCGGAUGAACCGGUGAAUGGAGAGAUGAGCUGUCAGCGGUGGAAGGUCAGCCAUUGCCUUUGAGUGGUUGGUCACUAUGUGCUCUAAGCCUUUCUAAAUUUAGCCUUUUGCUCUCUCUGAGUGUACUUCAGGUCAGAGAAGGCUCGCAGGGCCAAACAAACUCAAACUUGUGGGAUGAGUUGUUGUUUUUUUUUUAACAUUAAAUGUUGAGAGAAACCAGGAAUGGUCUUCAGUGUUAUUACUGAAAAACAAAACAAAACAAAACAAAACAAAAAAACGCUGUAGGGGUUUAAAUGCUUAUGACACAACAGAUUAAAAGACAAAAAAAAAUACACAUGAAACUGCUUUAUUUUAUUCUAGCUUCAUUUAAAAAUGUACAAUAAUGUAUAAAGCCUGGCACAGUAAUUAGAGCAGACGAAUAAACAUCUUUACACACUAUCGGGUCAUUGAAGAAGGGGGUUAGACGCCAGCAGUACGACAGGAGAAUCUCUGGAAUGACAAAUUGGGAGAAAGUAGACAUCAUGAAACGAGGGAGUCGUGCUGCACGGGUUCGCAGCUCUGGCAAGUCAGUUGAGGCUGGGAUCAAGUUCAUCAACAGAUGUCAUAAGCAAGUGGGAAACUUUUCACCCCUUGUGAUCCUGUUUAUCAUAAGAAAAUUAAGACCUGUUACUUGUAGUCGACAGCUAAGGUUCAUUUAUCAUUUGUGGAAAGCAAGCCGCACUUGGUAGUAGGGUUGUGUUAAAAUAAUUGCUUCAUCCGAUUAAAUCGAUCUUCACUGGAAGGACCUGAUAUUGAUUCGUAAAAUCUGAGAUCGAUCUUUUAAUAUACGCUUUUAGUUAAGAAGGACCGCAGUAUUGAGAAGCUCCAACGUUACCAGCUCUUUUAUCUGUAACUGUUAGUUACAUUUGGGUGUAAUUUAUUAUCGUGCUGCAGCGUGUGCUGCUGUCUGUGCGUACUGGCUGCUGCGCCACUCUUACGCACACACACACAGACACACAAACAUGGAGUAAAGAUGCAGUGGAGACAGAGAGAACUUGAGCUGCCGACAACUACACUUGUUACUCUAGAUCGUUAUGAUGGAUCAGGCCCCGCUGUGUCACCCAACGCCCUCCCCUACGGCGCAGAUGGCUAUGAUGUAGUUGACAGCACCCCAGACCCCCAGCGAACGAAGCAGGCCAUAGCCCAGCUACAACAGAAGAUCCUCAAACUCACAGAACAAAUAAAAAUUGAACAAACCGCACGUGACGACAACGUGGCAGAAUACCUGAAACUCGCCAAUAACGCAGACAAACAGCAGAGUGCACGCAUCAAACAGGUGUUUGAGAAGAAGAACCAAAAGUCGGCUCAGACUAUCCAGCAACUGCAGAGGAAGCUGGAGCAUUAUCACCGGAAGCUUCGAGAGGUGGAGCACAACGGCAUUCCCCGCCAGCCCAAAGAUGUUUUCCGAGACAUGCACCAGGGGCUGAAAGAUGUUGGAGCCAAGGUGACAGGGGGCCUCUCCAGUUUCUCUCAAGCCACUCAUUCUGCUGCUGGAGCUGUGGUGUCUAAGCCGAGAGAGAUCGCCUCCCUCAUCCGCAACAAGUUCGGCAGUGCUGAUAACAUUGCAGCCCUGAAAGACUCCUUGGAUGAAACCCAGGGAGAUGAAGGUGUCGGUCCUGGGGCGACGAGGGCCCUCGGGACGGGACAAUUGCAGUCCAGCCCAAAGUAUGGCAGCGAUGAUGACUGUUCUAGUGCUACUUCCGGCUCUGCAGGAGCCAACAGCACGACUGGAGCCCCUGGAGGCCCCCCUAGCUCCAAGGGCAACACCCUUGAUCAUGUCCAGGCCUCAGGCUUUGACGCAAUACUCCAUGAGAUCCAAGAGCUCCGGGAAAACCAAGGUCGACUGGAGGAGUCCUUUGAGAACUUAAAGGCCCACUAUCAGCGGGAUUACACGUUGAUCAUGGAAGCCCUGCAAGAGGAACGAUACAGGUGUGAACGUUUAGAAGAACAGCUCAAUGACUUGACAGAACUGCACCAGAAUGAAAUUCUGAACUUGAAACAGGAACUAGCCAGCAUGGAGGAGAAGAUAGCUUACCAGUCUUACGAAAGAGCGAGGGACAUUCAAGAGGCGCUGGAGGCAUGUCAGACACGUAUCUCCAAGAUGGAGCUGCAGCAGCAGCAACAGCAGGUGGUGCAGCUUGAGGGUUUGGAGAAUGCUACAGCACGGACUCUACUUGGAAAACUAAUCAAUGUACUGCUAGCUGUUAUGGCAGUCCUUUUGGUGUUUGUGUCCACAGUGGCUAACUGUGUUGUCCCCUUAAUGAAAACACGCAGCCGCACGAUUUCUACGCUGCUCCUCGUAAUCCUCCUCGCUAUCCUCUGGAGGCACUGGGAUGCCAUGUCGGAGUAUCUGCAUCGCUUUCUCCUGCACCCGAGAUGACCGGCUUGGGGAGUCUUAUUUAAAUGAUGAAGGGACAGAGGGUUUGGGGCUGAUGUGUAAAGGGAGGACACUGACCCAUACAGGGAGUUGAAUCUCAAUAGUCCUUUUUCUUCCCCUUCAGCAGCUUCUCAAAACACUCAGGAGGGUUGCAUCAGAGGUUUGUCACUUUAUCACUUUCAGAAAUGUGUUUUGAGAUGCAUCAAAUGGAGAAUAAGUGGAGGAAAGGCCUGACCUGCUAUCAUUGGUGCAAUUGUGGCACAAGCACAUCGCGUAAGGGUGAACGGGGCAUGUUUGAAGGAGGGGCUGAGAGAACUGCACACUUGAUUUCUCUCUUCUGAGUGAAUUUGUUUACAUGUGGAGAACUUUGCAUUAUUUCCCCACAGAAGAAACUGUAAUUCAGAGUUUUGUUACUUUUGAGCUGAUUCAAGUGAUAUUGUUUUGACGUCACUGCUAUUUUUAAUACAGCUGAUUGAUGGCUUUUUAUUUAAUUUUAACUGUAAUGAGCUGACAGUGUUCUGCUGAUUUAGCUGCUCACGGCCUCUUUUUGUAAGCUCUCUCUCUUCCGCUCUCGCCACUCUGGUUUUUUCAGUCCGCUGUUUUUCAGUCUUUUCAACUUUCAGCUUGUGUGACCAACUCUUCCUCUUCCUCCUCACUACACUCUGAAGAACGGGGUACUUGCACAUCAGCUACAUUGCUCUGGAAUCAGACUUGUCACUGGAUCAAAUGGUAGUGGGUUUUUGACUUGUUUCUUAUGGAUGUGUGAAGUCGGUAACACUGGUUCUGCCACAACCAGGAUAUUACUAGGAACAUUGAAGUUUGGAGUUGCGACCCCUCCCUCUGGGCCAACUGGAUCCUACUAUCCUGGUGGCUUUUCCACUGCAGAAGAAUAAUCUAUGAACUGAAUUAACAUACUUGAAGAGCGGUUAAAGUGCUCACAGACUCAGUGCUUCCGUACUGUUUCUAUUAGUGACAAUGAAAUAGUAAUACUUUUUAGUUGAUUUUUUUAUUUUUUAAAGACAAAUAAAUUUGCUGUUUUAAGGUGAAA